Messenger RNA from Electrophorus electricus (electric eel), 2001 nucleotides. RefSeq names its product citrate lyase beta like (gene clybl). Lineage: Eukaryota; Metazoa; Chordata; Actinopteri; Gymnotiformes; Gymnotidae. Gene Ontology annotation, molecular function: (S)-citramalyl-CoA lyase activity. The record is from RefSeq and is a predicted model, not a curated record. Gene Ontology annotation, biological process: regulation of cobalamin catabolic process.
AACCAAUGGAAAUGUGCUAUGAGACGACCGUGGGAACAUGGCGCUCCACAUAUUCCGAGCUUGCAGGAAGGAUUCUGUACUGGCAGUCCAUAGGGUGGUGUCAGCUGUGUGGCGUUUUGGCGGUCAGCGAAACCACCACGCCGAGGGAGCGCCUCUGAGAUAUGUACCACGACGAGCUGUCCUGUACGUACCAGGUAAUGAUGAGCGCAAGCUCAGGAAGUUAACCACGCUGGACGUGGACUGCGCCGUGCUGGACUGCGAAGACGGCGUCGCCCUUAAUAAAAAGGCGGAAGCACGGGAGACGGUCGUCCGGAUGCUGGCCGAGCUGGACCUGGGCCACACGGAGAAGUGUGUGCGGGUGAACUCUGCGUCUAGCGGCCUGGCCGACGCUGACCUGGAGGCUGUCCUGCAGGCGGAGGUGCUGCCCGCGGCCCUCAUGCUGCCCAAGGUGGAGGAGAGCACAGAGGUGCAGUGGUUUGUUGACAGGUUUCAGUGGCACUUAAAAAACAGAAAGCUGUUGGCGCCGAUUCGCUUAGUCACCUUUGUGGAAACGGCUGUGGGGUUGCUGAAUUUUAAGACCGUGUGCGAGGAGGCUCGCCGCCUCGGACCUGCAGCCGGCCUGCAUCACGACGGAGUGGUCUUUGGCUCGGACGACUUCUGCGCCAGCAUAGGUGCCACAAGGACCAGAGAUGCCCGAGAGCUGCUGUAUGCCCGGCAGAAAGUGGUGGUCACCACAAAGGCUUUUGGCUUGCAGGCCAUUGACCUUGUUUACAUCGACUACCAGGAUGGUGAAGGUCUGCGGCAGCAGGCCAGAGAGGGUGCACUCAUGGGUUUCACUGGCAAACAGGUCAUCCACCCAAGUCAAGUCAAAACCGUGCAGGAGGAGUUCUCCCCCAGCCUCGAGAGGGUCAAGUGGGCCGCUGAGUUAAUCGCUGCCUUUGAAGAGCACCAGAGGUUGGGAAAGGGUGCGUUCACUUUCCACGGCAGUAUGAUUGACAUGCCAUCGCUGAAGCAGGCCCAGAACAUCGUCACCUUGGCGUCGGCCGUCCCGAGGGAGUGAGCCAAGGCGGGGGGGUGGCGAGCAGCCGUCUCUGUCACCGCUUAGGGCAUCCGAUGAUAGAGUGGGAAGCACAAAGUCGUGCCCUCUGGCCAUUUGCUAAGGGUCAUCCGGUGCCAUACAAGAUCUGCGGGGCCUGACAGUAGCAUUUGCCUGAUGUCAUCCUUUAGAUAUAAAGUGUGAAAUGUAAUUGUGGUCAUUUGUGUGCUUGAAACAGGAAAAUGUUUCUCUUUCUCUCAAUUUCUGUUUAUCCCUCCCUCUCCCUCUCUCACACUCUCCGUCUGUCUGUCUCUGUCUGUAUACUCAUACACUGUGCCUGCAUGUGUGCAUGUUUGUGUGCAUACAGCGCGCUCGCUGCAAGCCUUGCUCAGGUCAGCUCCUGGGCCUGUGUUUGGCGUGCCCACCAAAAGAGGGCAAACAAACAGCCUUUCCUGCUUUCAGCCCCAGGGGUCCUCGGGACUCGUCCAGGCCUCAGCUCAUCAAAGCGCCGUUUGCCAAAGGGCCCCACUGAAUGUCCUUAAACCAACAUGGAGGGGCGCGUGCGGGCCGGCGGCCCACUCCGGACUACAGGCCUUUGUGCGGGAGGAGGUUCCGAGUCCGUGAAGUGGCAGGCGGGGCGGAUGAAUAGACCCCGGAGCAGGCGGAAGCUCUGAGCCGAGCUACGUGACAACCGCCGCGCAUACCGACGCUCGCCACAGGCUCGCCACCAGUCAUUUGUCCGCUCCGCCGUGAGCAAACAUCCGCCCUCACGGCCCGCGGGCUUCUUCACCUGCGUCCGAGACGCCCGCUUCUCGCCCUGAACACGCCCGGGAACUGAGAGGACAUGCAGCCGUUUUCUUCUCCAGCAAUGGUGACACAGCUCCAAGCGCAGCGUUUCUUAAGAAUGCUUCUUUUCAAACGAAGCCCCUGGAUGUCAUUUUAAAUAAAUGACUGUCAUUUCCACA